This is a messenger RNA of Didymosphaeria variabile, 1221 nucleotides long. RefSeq lists its product as uncharacterized. Gene Ontology annotation, biological process: chromatin remodeling. The record is from RefSeq and is a predicted model, not a curated record. Gene Ontology annotation, cellular component: Ino80 complex. The coding region runs from base 1 to 1221 and encodes 406 amino acids. Lineage: Eukaryota; Fungi; Ascomycota; Dothideomycetes; Pleosporales; Didymosphaeriaceae. The transcript is spliced from 3 exons.
AUGGCUGAUCGCUCAGCCAAGCGCUUACGGCGGCUCAGCACCGAUUACGACGAGUCCGAUGGAGCAGGCGAUUGGAGAGACACAGGCGCUCACAGCACUGCGACCAGUGCUCCUGCCCCCACGGCCUCUUCAUCUCGCCCUAGGCGCAAUACCGUCAACAAGGCCCCGCCUGCCGCCGUCAUUCAGCGUUCGUCCCCCGAAGAGUCGCGCCAGUCCUUGAAUCUCACAGUCAAAGCAUCUCCAGGCAAACUCCGCGAAGCCACCGGUGGCAGGACAUCCACAGCCGUCAGCUCCCGCAACAUUGUCGCGGGAAAGCGCGCACGCAACAGCAGGGUAGUACGUGAGGUCGACAGCGACGACGAGGAGGAAGAUGAGGCCGAGGCUGAAGAGGUGGACGCUAUGGAUGUAGAUGACGAGGAGGACGCUGAAGGCGAGGACGACGAGGAUAUGGACGCCGAGGGAGAAGAGGACGACGACGCGGAAGUGACUCCGGCUCCACGAAUCGUUGUACCAAGCAACAAGAGUGUGCCUGUGAAGCAGAAGAUCGCCCAGGACUCCGUGGAAGCCAAGGAAAUGGCUCUUGAUGAUGAUGACGACGAAGAGCUUUCGGAACUGGACUCGGAACUGGAGGGAGAUGACGAGGACGCCGAAGGCGAAGACGAUGAUGCGGACGGGGAGGAAGACGAUGAGAUUGCCGUACCCAAUGACGAUGAGGAGGAGAUGGACAGUGACGAGGAUCUAAGCCGAGAUCAAACGCCGGAUUUGAGCAAGAUGACUCGACGACAGCAAGCCAUGGUUGUGCAAGGCGCUGACGAGUCACUCAUGGCCUUGUCGAAUGAAGCCCAAAAAAAGAAGCAUUUGACGGCAGAAGAAAUCACGUCACGAAGGGCGGAAAUGGCUCGUCGACGCAAGAACCUCAGCGAGAAGCGCAAUGAGGAGGAGAAGGCGGACACCAUCAACCGUCUUCUUAAGAAACAACCACCGAAACGUGGGCGGAAAUCAAUGCUUGCAGAAAACAACGAGGAUGGCCAGGAAGAGGAGGAUAAAAGAGCAGAGAAGGCAAAUCCCAUCUUCGUGCGCUACAAGCAGACCGCCCAGGGCACCAUGCUUGCCAUACCCGAAGAGUGGUUACAGGCCCCUGCGGGCAGUCUUUUCAGUGGUACGGUCGCCAAACCCAUAUCGAAACCAUGGAGUGGUCGCAUGGUUGAAGAGGUGUCGUGA